AUGCCACUUUCAUUACCACCACCAUAUUUAUCACAACAACACCACUCGAAUGGCAGCAAUAAUUAUCAUCAAGAAGCCACUAGCUCUAAUAUAACUGGCAAUAAUACUGAUAUGGCUCUUCGACUAGCUAAAUUAGAAAAUAAAGUUACUAAAUUUGAAACAUUGUUUCAAACCUUUAGUUCUCAAUUGGAUAAAUAUUUUAAGAAAUAUGAUACAAUGAUGGAUAUUCAACAGAAACAUUUAUCUUCUUUGACUUAUAUUGUCAAGAAUAUGAUGAAGGAUGAGGCAAGGUAUUACGAAGUUAUGAACGAAAAAUAUUCGGAUAUUAUUAAUGGAGUAGAGUCUUUAAAAUCGGUUACUUCUACUGAUUUCCCAUUAUUUGCAUCUUCUUCCUCUAAUCCCACCCAUAAUAACACGACGACUAAUUUAGAUAAUAUAUUAUAUCCGCCAGUAAUACCCCCCUCACAACAAUCUCAAGUUAUGGGUAAAGAUUCUUCUUCAUUUUUACAUGAUGUAGGUUUUCCUUUUAGAACUAAUUUCUCUGAAGAAAAUACAAGACAAAAUAAUAUCACCAUUAAUAAUAAUAAUAAUAAUAAUAAUAAUAAUAAUACCAAUCAUAUGCAUAAUAACUCCAAUAGUAAUGCCACAAUAAACAGAACCAAUUCAAAUUCGGAUGCUAUUCUAGAUUCAUUAAAUUCCAGCACAUAUACAGAUUCUACUACAAUUGCAGCUAAUACCGCGGGUGCACCAAUUGAUAAUUCUGAUUUCAGAUCAUCUUUAUUAGUAAGGUCAGAAAUUAAUGCUAAUGAUGGUGCUAAAAGUAGUAACAAUUACAAUAACGAUACCAAUGAUAAUAGCAACAGCAGCGGUGCUACAGCUACUACUACUAAUACUACAACUACAACAGCUACUACUACUAAUAACAAUGGUACUGUUGGUACUAACACUAUUGGUAAUACAGAUACUACUAAUAGUACAAUCGCGACUAUCACCACUAAUAGUGACAAUAAUAACAAUAAUAAUGAUAACAAUAACAAUAAUAAUAGGAAUAAUAAUACUAGUGCUACUGUUAAUAUUAAUGUGAUUGACGGUAAUACUAACGAUAAUAUGAAUAAAACGAAUAAAAUACCAAGAUAUAAACCUUUGAGAAAUGAUUUUUUACCACCAAUAAAUAAUACCAACAACGAUAUUAACAACAAUGACAAUAAACAUUAUAAUAAUGGGAUUACAACAAGAUUUCCGAUGAAAAUUAGUACUUCAACCAAUAAUUUUCCGGACUUGGAUACAACUCCAAUAAAGAGAUCAUUUCAAUUGCUCAAUGAACCUAUAAAUGGACUGGCACCUAGUGCAACAAAUCAAAGAAACCCAAUGCAUUUCAUUCGAUCCAAAUCCAAUAGUAAUGCUAAUAACGAUGGUAGCAUACUUGGUAAAAUUAGUGAAGAUGGACAUAAAGAUAGCAAUAAAGCCCUUAAUAAAGGCCAAAGCAACGAUGACCAAAAACAUAACAAAGAUAUAUAUAAAACUAAUCCUAAACGGAAUGGCAAUUUAGUUAGAAUCUCUAAUCUUCCCAUAGAGCCAAUACAAGGGAUUGCAAACAAAAACAAUAUUACUGGUAAUAUUAGCAGUAAUAUUACUGGCACGACUACGGAUGCAAAGCCUAAUAAUUAUAUCAAUAGUAAUAUAAACUCUUCUUCUACAUCAAAUUCCACAUCAUCUUCCUCCCCGGUUACAUUAAAUUUUGAGGAUCCUAACUUGCAAGAGGAACUAUAUGUUACUAAGAAGGGAAUGCAUAAAAAAAGGAAGUUAUAUAUAGGCACUUUUAAAUUUUUGAGUUCUCCGAGCAGUGUUCUAGAAAUAUGGCAAGAAUAUAUGAACGGGUGCUAUGGACAGCCUAGUAUUAAGGACAUGGAAUUAACUUAUCAUACUAGCUGGAGAAGGAGUGCUGCUGUGGCUAAACGUUUUAGUAGGAGGAAUGUACUGUAUAAAGCUAUUAAAAAAGGAUUACAAAAGGGUUUAAGUUUAAAUGACUGCAUUCUCAUUUUGGAAAACGCCAGAAUUAUCCAUGAUAACAAGAAUAACAAAAAAAAUGCUGGUUCUAGUGAUAGUAAGAACAAUAAUGGUAAUCAUAGGAAUGAUGAUAAAUAUCCACACAACAUACUAGAUUCAAAAGACGAUAGUGAUGGAAGAGGGAAAGUUCGGGGAAAUAAUGGCAGUAAUGAUGAUGAUGGGGAAUAUCCAAAAAAUAAGGAUCGAGUCGUUAAACAACCGAUAGGUUGGUUAUGUAAUGCACAAAACAUUCCUGACAUUUUGAAAUAG
This is a messenger RNA of Saccharomycodes ludwigii, 2316 nucleotides long. It is a transcript of the gene MSN1, whose product is annotated as Msn1p. The record is from RefSeq and is a predicted model, not a curated record. Gene Ontology annotation, biological process: positive regulation of ribosomal protein gene transcription by RNA polymerase II. Gene Ontology annotation, molecular function: DNA-binding transcription factor activity, RNA polymerase II-specific; RNA polymerase II cis-regulatory region sequence-specific DNA binding. Bases 1 to 2316 code for a protein of 771 amino acids. NCBI's taxonomy places the organism in Eukaryota, Fungi, Ascomycota, Saccharomycetes, Saccharomycodales, Saccharomycodaceae. The transcript has a single exon.